UGUAUUUUGUACAUAUAUCCAUGCUAUUUCCGAAUCAGUGUCUCUAACAUGUCCGCUAAAGCCAUGUGGCCGGUUUCAGGUUCUUCUGUAGUUUUUCAAUCUGAUGAUGAAGAUGAUAAACUUGAAUCAAAUUAUGAAUCUACAGAUACUGAAGAUUCAGAAGAUAACAAAGCAAUAAAUGAUUCAUAUAAAGGAACACAAAAGAAUUCACGAGUUAUAUUAAAAGAUAAGAAGAAUAAAAUAAAAAUGAAAUAUAAAAAUAAAGAAUCUCUGAAAAAAUUAAAUACAUUGAAAAAUGAAAAGAAUUCUAAAGAAUCAAAAAUGCAGGAACAUAAGGAUGACAUCUGUAAUAAAACACAAGCUAAAAAUAUGCCUAAUGAUGAAGAUGAAUAUGACGAGUAUGAUAGUUCCGAUGAGGAAGAUACUUAUAACACAGUUGGAAAUGUACCGAUGAAAUGGUAUGAUGAUUAUAAUCAUCUUGGUUAUGAUUGGGAUGGUAAAAAAAUUCCAAAACCAGAAAAAGGUGAUGAAUUAGAUAAUUUUUUAAAAAGAAUGGAAGAUCCUGACUUUUGGAGAACUAUAAAAGAUCCUCAAACUGGCCAAAAUAUUAUAUUAAGUGAAGCGGAUAUAGAUUUAAUUGUAAGAAUUCAAAAACAAAAAAUACCUGAUGUUCAAUUUGAUGAAUAUGCGCCAUGGGUGGACUGGUUUACUUCUGAAGUAAUGAAAACGCCGCUUCGAAAAUUUCCAGAACAUAAACGUUCUUUCUUACCAUCUAAAAUUGAAGCUAAAAAGGUAUCAAAAUUGGUACAUGCUCUCAAAAUGGGUUGGAUGAAAUCUACUGCCGAAAUGCAAAAAGAUAGGGAAAAGAAUCAGGAGCCACAAUUUUAUAUGUUAUGGCAAUCUGAUGAUCAGGCAGAAGAAAUGCGUAGAAUUCAUAAGCAUAUUCCAGCUCCUAAAAGACAUUUACCUGGUCAUGCAGAGAGUUAUAAUCCUCCAUCAGAAUAUUUAUUUGAUAACAAAGAACUUAAAGAAUGGAAUAAAUUGAAAACAACUCCAUGGAAGAGAAAAUUACACUUUAUACCACAAAAAUACAAUUCUCUUCGAGAAGUACCAGCAUACUCUAGAUAUAUCAAGGAAAGAUUUCAGAGGUGUUUAGAUCUAUACCUAUGUCCUAGAGCAUUAAAAAUGAGAUUGACAAUAGAGCCUGAAGCUUUGGUUCCACAAUUGCCCAGUCCAAGAGAUUUGCAACCAUUUCCAACUACAAUGUUUAUGGUAUUUAAAGGACAUACAGAUAUGGUCAGAAGUAUUACUGCAGAACCAGGUGGUCAGUUUAUUGCUUCUGGUGGAGAUGAUAUGUUAUUGAAGAUAUGGGAAGUGAGUACAGGCAGAUGCUUAAAAACAGUGCCUUGUGGUGGUGUUAUUAGAAAUAUUGCUUGGUGUCCAAACCAAACUAUAUCAUUGAUAGCUGUUGCAGCUGAUAAAAAGGUUCUCUUAAUAAAUCCUGGUGUUGGAGAUGACCUUAUUAGCAGUAAAACUGAUGAACUUUUGGAAAUAAUACCACAAAGUGAAAAAAUAGUUAUUGAUAGAGUACGAAGUGCAGUACAGUGGGACCAAGUAGAAAGAGAACACUGGUCUAUUGGAAUUAGGGUAAUUCUAAAUAAUUUUAAAAUUGUAAAACAAAUAACAUGGCAUGGAAAAGGAGAUUAUUUUGCUACUGUAAUGCCAGAUGGCCAAAAUAGAUCAGUAUUGAUAAAUCAAUUGUCAAAAAGAAGAUCUCAAUUACCAUUUAGUAAAUCAAAAGGAUUAAUACAAUGUGUGUUAUUUCAUCCAAUUAGACCAUAUUUAUUCGUUGCAACACAAAGGAAUGUGAGGGUAUAUGAUCUUGUAAAACAGGAAAUGGUUAAAAAAUUAUUAUCCAAUUCACAAUGGAUAUCAACAAUGGCUAUUCAUCCUGGAGGUGAUAAUGUUUUGGUAGCAACGUACGAUCGUAAAAUGCUUUGGUUCGACUUGGAUUUAAGCACUAAACCUUAUCAAACAUUGCGAUUACAUGGAGCUGGUGUACGUGCUGUAGCAUUUCACAAACAAUAUCCUCUAUUUGCCUCUGGAGGUGAUGAUAGGGGACUUAUUGUAUCUCAUGGGAUGGUGUACAAUGAUCUUUUACAAAAUCCAUUAAUUGUGCCGUUGAAAAGAUUGUGUCACCAUGAAUCUUAUAAUGAUUUUGGUAUUUUGGACAUCAUGUUCCACCCCAUUGAACCAUGGGUAUUUUCUGCAGGUGCAGAUUCUACCAUACGAAUGUAUACAUAAAUAAAUUGUUCACAAAAUAUUGCUAUAGAAUUACAUCAUACUUAUAAAAAAAAUUCCAAUUUUAUAUAAAACGCAUAAAGUACAUGUUAUCUGUUUUAAUGUAUUUUUCCCUUUUUUGUU
This is a messenger RNA of Camponotus floridanus (Florida carpenter ant), 2424 nucleotides long. RefSeq names its product ribosome biogenesis protein BOP1 homolog. Lineage: Eukaryota; Metazoa; Arthropoda; Insecta; Hymenoptera; Formicidae. The record is from RefSeq and is a predicted model, not a curated record. The transcript has 7 exons. Gene Ontology annotation, cellular component: preribosome, large subunit precursor; PeBoW complex. Gene Ontology annotation, molecular function: protein binding; ribonucleoprotein complex binding. The coding region runs from base 49 to 2304 and encodes 751 amino acids. Gene Ontology annotation, biological process: ribosome biogenesis; maturation of LSU-rRNA from tricistronic rRNA transcript (SSU-rRNA, 5.8S rRNA, LSU-rRNA).